Molecule: messenger RNA, 965 nt
Organism: Gamsiella multidivaricata
Lineage: Eukaryota; Fungi; Mortierellomycota; Mortierellomycetes; Mortierellales; Mortierellaceae
Exons: 1
Coding region: 175-846 (223 amino acids)
Source: RefSeq, a predicted model, not a curated record
CACUAAUGCAUCGGAAUACUUGAUCAAAACAUCAUUCUCUGCAGUGAAAAUAGCGAUAGGGACACUACAAACUAGUACAGUGAGCAGCAAAGCUAUCCUCUUCAGCUUAGUCCCACGGAGCAGUAGCGACCCUCUUGCAUCCGAUACAUCCUGCACGUCGUUCCGUGCAACCCUAUGGCCCUCUUGCCUUCAAAGAGAUAUACAGCGCUUGGCGCCACCCCUUUCGCGCCAGUCUGGAGCAGCUCGGAAAGAAGGGCACGCCAUGGCGCUGCUUUCUAUAUUUUUGGACCUAUAACACACUGCGGCCAAAGGCAGCCUUGUGCAUAUAAAAGCGGCCGACACGGGCUGCCGGUCCUUCACUCCCCUCUUUUCAUACAUCCUCCGCAUUUCGCUGAAUUUUUACGCCCUGCAGAGCACACCCUGCACACUUCACAUUCCAUCCCAUCAUUCUUCAUGACCGAAAAGAGCGAUAGGACUCGAGAGAUCGCUGAGGGUGUCAUACAGUGUGAACGGCAGCUCAAUGACUGGAGCGAGUGUGUCCGGAAUGCAUGCUACCACUCGGAGUCUAGCGAUGAAGACACAGCAAACAAGGCAAAGGACAUGAGUGAACCAGGAUCCGAGCGCACCCUGUUGACGAGACUCGACACAGUGCAGUGCAGGAUCGAGCAUGUGGAGGAGGUCAUGGGCAUGUUCAUGGCAGAGAAGCAGGCGAUCCUUGACAGCGUUGACGGGCUGAGGACUAUGCUACUCGAGGAGACGAGCCAUGAACAAGGGCGGCGCGAGCGGCGGAUCAGAGGCAGACCAGGGUCUCGCAGUGCACGAUCCGACGAGCAGGAGCAGACGUGAAUGUGGACGCUGGAAUAUGGCAGGAUGUUUGGCUUCCACACAAGGAUCGCAGCGCCAGUUUACACCAUUCUCAUGCAGGAUAGCAUAGCAAGACAAUAAAAAACAAGGCUGAUCCUGAC